CUCGUGACUCAGGUCGAUUCGACGAAAAUGACGAGUGGGAGAGACGAGGCUGCAGGUCGCGUGCUGGUGAUAGGUGCCGGUCCGGUAGGAUGUCUGCAAAGCGUCUUCCUUGCCCGCCGCGGCGUCCAGGUGGAUGUCUUCGAGGCGAGGCCUGAUCUCAGGCAAGACGCCAAUCGAUCAGCCGGGUAAGCAAACAAGGUGCCACCAACGCCCCAUGCACGAACGGCUGGCAACCAUGGUCUGUCGGCCUGCCUGUAUGUAUGUAUGUGUCUUCUCUCUGCUGUGCAGUCGGAGCAUCAACUUCGCCUUAUCGGAGAGGGGCAGGAGUGCCCUGAGGGCGGUGCAGCUGGAAGACGCUGUUCUCCAAGAUGCCAUACCGGUCGGUCAGCAGUGAGAUAUAUCUCUCGACUCGCUCUCUGCUGCUGGCCAUUUCUGUCUGUGUGUGCGUGUGUGUGUCAGAUGUACUCUCGCAUGGUUCACCCUGUGCGAGGGUCGAGCUAUGAGGUGCCCUAUGGCGAAAGGGGCGAGUGCAUCUACUCAGUGGGACGCAGGUAAGUCCCCAUGUAGGCAUGGCAUGUACCGCAUUCACGGCCAUGGCACGGCAAGACACUGGCGGCCCUGUUUGGUCAUAUAUGGAUGCAUCUAUGUACCUAUGUAUAUUUGUGUGGUCCGUCCGUUGGCUCAUUCAUUCAGGCGUAUCAAUGAGUUGUUGCUCAACGCUGCGUCGGCCAGUGCCAACGUGAGUCUGCACUUCGGCGUGAAGCUGUCCAAGCUCAACUGUGAGAGGGGCACCGUCACUCUCACAGCAGCCGAUGGGGACGAGGAGAGGGCUGAACAAGGCGACUUCGUCUUCGGCUGCGACGGCAUCCACUCGGCCUCCAGGCACCAGAUGCUGCAGCAAUGCUCCGACUCGCACAGCUUCAGGUACGUACCCACCCGCCGAAGUGACUGACUGACUGCAUCGAGCAAGCGAACCACACAAAGGGAGGGAGGCAGAGGGCGGUGGAUGGAUGGAUGGAUGGAUGGAUACAUCAGGGAGGACUAUAUCGACCACGGUUACAAGGAGCUGACGAUCGAGUCGACGAGCGGCAGUGACAGUCCGCACCGGCCUUAUGCGAUGCCCCCCAACCAUCUCCACAUAUGGCCCAGGAAGGAGUUCAUGCUCAUUGCUCUCCCUAACCCUGACGGUAGGCAGGCAGGCAGACAGGCACCACCACACCGCACACAGACCCCUACAGCUGUUUUCAUGUGUCAAUGCUUUGUGUGUAUGUCAGGGUCGUUCACCUGCACGCUCUUCAUGCCGAUGGGCAUCUUCGAGACCCUCACCACACCUGACCAAGCCAGCAAAUUCUUCAAGCAGCAUUUCCCUGAUGUACUCGACCUCAUUGGUAGAAGGACCGACAAACAGCAGCACUCACACACACACACACACUCCCUCACUCACACCCAUACAGACAGACUCGUGUCGUGUCCUGCAUCGGUCUUGGUGAUGCCGCACCCACCUUUCUCUCCGUUCGUUUGUCUGUGUGUGGGCACCAGGCGAGUCUGAGUUGGAUCAUCAGUUCCGAUCGAACCCCACCAGUCGUCUGUCGUACCUGCACGUGUCGCCCUGGACCACGGGGAAGUACUGCGUGGUUGGUGACGCCGCACACGCAGUAGUCCCCUUCUACGGCCAGGGCAUGAACUGUGGAUUCGAAGACUGUCUACUCUUCGACCAACUCCUACAACAGUGCCAGCAAACGGCGGCCAGCAAAGAUCUCCUCACGGCCGCAGCGCAACUAUUCUACCAGCACCGAAAACCAGGUGGGUGUCCAUUUGAUGAAUUAGGGCUCACCGGACGGGUGAGCAUGCGUGUAUGCAUGGAUGAACAAUGCAUUGAUUGCGUGGCGUCCCUGCAUGUACCUCCGUGUAGAUGCCGAUGCGUUGUGUCAGCUGUCGCUGGAAAACUACAUCGAAAUGCGAUCGAAGGUGAGAAGGGAGGGAGGGAGGCAGGCAGGAAGGUGGGGUGGGGUGGGGUGGGGUGGCGGCAGGGAGGGAGGGAGAUGCCUGCAUACGCUCGUUGCCCAUGUGUGUCGAUUGAUCAACUGAUUGAUAGGUGUCGGAUCCGUUGUUUCUGAUGAAGAAGAGAAUCGACAGUCUCAUCAACUACCUCUUCCCUCACGAGUGGAUCCCACAGUACACUAUGGUCGGUUGGUGGGCGAGUCAGUCAGUCACGUCACGGGAUACCUCUGGGCAUUCGUCCAAUUGUCUGUGUGUAUUGUGUGCAGGUGGCGUUCACCCGUACGCGGUAUUCGGAUGUGAUUCGGCGGCGGGAUCGGCAAAACACCAUCGUGACCUCAUGUGCAAGUGGACUCGUGGCCUGCGCACUCGCCGCCGCGGCUCUGCUUGCUGUGAGGUGCUCUCAGGCGCUGUUGAAGCGCACAUCUGUGUAGUGUCAGUCAGUGCACUCGUCACUGUAUACAUACACACAUACAUACAGUCUGUGUGCACAGCCCAGCCCCCACCUUGUACGUACAACGGUGGGUUUCAGGACUUAUCCCAUAGGUACAUACAUACAUACAUACAUACAUGUGUGGCUGGCGUGGGGGGGUGUACUUGUGGGCCUUUGCCGCAGGCAGAGACCUAAGCUUGGAUGCGUGCGGGUGUGCGUUCGCACGAUGGUGUAUGUAUGGCGCUGACGGGACAACGAGACCGAUUCAAUUGAACAAAUAUAUUAUCU
Molecule: messenger RNA, 2719 nt
Organism: Vitrella brassicaformis
Lineage: Eukaryota; Vitrellaceae
Source: the annotation of a GenBank genome assembly